UGAGAUCCGCCAUUACCUGCGUGAAUGUUCUUGUGAUCUACACCCAAUGUGAGUUAUGUCUUCUUCAAGUGUAACCACAGCAGAUCCAAAAGAUCCUGGUGAUGUUCAGGCAAGAAAAAGAAGUGAUAGUUAUGAAUUUCAACCUCCAAAUAUGUCCUUGAGACGAAUGGUUCUGGUGGGGAGGACAGGAGCAGGUAAAAGCUCAUCUGGAAACACAAUCCUGGGUAGAAAAGCCUUUAGAGCCGCUAAAAGUGCUUCAUCUGUGACUAAAGAGUGCUGGAAGGAGACUGGAGAAGUGGACGAGCGUCAGCUGGUGCUGGUGGAUUGUCCAGGCAUCUUUGACACCACACUGUCAGAAGCUGAAACCAUACGAGAGAUGAGUAAAUGUGUGAAUAUGACAGCUCCUGGACCUCACGCCAUCAUCCUGGUCAUUAAACUGGGCCCGUUCACUGAAGAAGAGAGUCUCUCAGUGGAGAAAAUCAGAGCAGUGUUUGGAGAAGCAGCAGAUAAACACACCAUCAUCCUCUUCACACAUGGAGAUGAACUGACUGAGGACAUUGAAAUAACACUUAGUGAAGCACGACGUGAUUUAAAAGACCUUGUAGAGUCAUGUGGAGGACGAUAUUAUGUGUUCGACAACACUAAAGUUCACAAUCGCAAACAGGUUUUAGAGUUUCUGGAUAAGGUUGAUGAGAUGUUGCUCAAGAAUGAGGAUAAAUAUUACACCAGUGAGAUGUUUCAGCAUGUGGAGAAAAUGCUGAAGGACAAAGAGGAGGAGUUUAGAAAGCUGUAUAAUCAGAAGAUAUUAGAGUUAACAGACACAUUUAAUGAAGAGAAGACAGAACUGGAGGAGAAAAUCAGAUGGAUGAAAGAGACAGAGGAGAAGAAAGACAAGAAAAUUAAAGAGUUGAAUGAGUUAGUGAAAGAAAAGGACAGGCAGUUUAAAGAGUUUAAGCGUUUUUAUAAGCAGAAAUGUAAGAAUGUGAGACAGGAGGUGGAAGAGACUCAAGUGGAUGAAAACAUCCCAGAAAUCAGGAAAAAACUACAAAAGCUCCGUGUCUGAGAUGCUGUAUAGUUGAUUUUGAAUUAUUUAAAUGCAGAGUAUUUAUUGGUCAGCACUGAGUGCUGUAGUAAAGAUAUUAGAAAUACAGUAUACUGUACAAACAUUUCUUUAGUGUAAAUAUGGACUAAAAAUAUAGACUUCCAGUAUUAAAAGUUUAUCUAUCUACACUUUUGUGUUUAGCUGCAGUGCUUUUUAUGUAAAGUUUAUUCAUAAACUAAUUUGGAGAGUAUUACGUACUUAUGAUUGACUGCACCUGGUCUCACAUUAGCUAAUUGUCACAUCCCCGGCUCGUUCCUGCUCACCCAAUCAUCGCUCUCCCUCACAAAUCACCUCCAUCCAAUCCUGUGAACCCUCACCGGUAUUCUAAUUCCUGCACCUGUUCUCCAUCACCAAAGGACACUAUAAAAGCUUACCUUCUCCUCUCAGUCAUCGGCCGGUAUUGAAGUCAGAUGGUUGUCUUCAUCUUCGCUCCUUCGUCUUCUCUUCUUCCAUGGAUGUUCAUGGAUGGAGUCUUAGGCUGCGUCCGAAACCGCCUACUACUCAGUAGGUACUGCAUUUGAAUUUAAACGUCAAAGGCCAUUAGAAAAGUACGUUCUAUACAGUAUGAAUGUGAAAAGUAUGAAUGGAAUUCGGACGUACUACAUCCACCAUUUUGUCAUGGUCACGUGACCUACCUGCGUCAGUUGCGUCGCUUCAGUCGCAUUAAUGAAUUCUAUCGCGGGGCAUCAUGGGAUAGUGCAGCAUGCAUGGGAUGCACACUUCAGAAUCUCGCCGGAACUAGUUAAGUCAUCCGGGUACUUCUUGCAUACUGAUUUUCGAAUUCUAUGAAUUCGGACGCAAUACUCGGUUCACAUACUGAUUUUAGCGUACUGUAUAGUAUGGAAGUAUGCGGUUUCGGACAUAGCCUUAGAGUCCUUGACACAUCAAGGGAAGUGUAUAUUUUUAUCUGAUGUUUACUAGAAGAUCUGCCAGUUAUUUGAUGAACUGUGUGUCUGUAUACUCACCCACGGAUGUUCCUUAUGUGCCUUCGGAUCCUUCACACUGAUCGAGGGCUUAACUGGAAGAUCCACCAUUGACUUGAUGAACUGUGUUUCUGGAUGCUCACCUGCUGAUGUUCCCACGAACGAACUAUAUGUGAGAUCGCUAACAUCAGAUGUUUACGUUACUAAGCUGUUAAAGAAGAUCGCUAACAGCAUUAACACUGCUCCCUUACUUCCUCACUUUGAUUAAGUGACUUUGUUUUGAAUAAAACCGAUAAACGAUAACCAUCCUUGUCUACCAGCGUGACACUAAUGCAUGAUUGACCAAUCAGAUGAUUCC
Danio aesculapii is the source of this 2383-nucleotide messenger RNA. RefSeq names its product GTPase IMAP family member 7. Bases 56 to 1063 code for a protein of 335 amino acids. Lineage: Eukaryota; Metazoa; Chordata; Actinopteri; Cypriniformes; Danionidae. The transcript has 3 exons. Gene Ontology annotation, molecular function: GTP binding. The record is from RefSeq and is a predicted model, not a curated record.